This is a messenger RNA of Microthlaspi erraticum, 1770 nucleotides long. NCBI's taxonomy places the organism in Eukaryota, Viridiplantae, Streptophyta, Magnoliopsida, Brassicales, Brassicaceae. The record is from the annotation of a GenBank genome assembly.
AUGAGUCUAAGCUCGAAGCUCAAUGAGUUAGAGGAGUUGACGUCAAAUGCGAAGCAAAUACAAGACAAUUUGUUGGAGGAGAUACUCAAAGUCAACGCCAAUACAGAGUAUCUCCGACGUUUUCUCCAUGGGAGCUCUGAUAAAGAGCUCUUCCAAAAGAAGGUACCAGUGGUGAGCUAUGAGGACGUUAGGCCUUAUAUUGAACGGGUCGCUAAUGGAGAGCCCUCAGAUGUCAUUUCGGGCGAACCCAUUACUAAUUUCUUGAUAAGCUCUGGAACCACUGGAGGGAAACAAAAGAUCUUUCCAGUGAACGACAGAUACUUUGAGAAUUUUGCAUUCAUUUAUGCUCUACGCUCCUCCAUUGUAUCCAAGCAUAUUGAUGGUGUCAAGGAAGGAGGAAAAUCGAUAACGUUUCUAAACAUGGGACUGUUAUCUGCGACUCCCUUUGGUUUGCCUAUUGCUUCUGCGGUCACGAACUUUCUAAUGAGCGAUAGUUUCAAGAAGUGGUCAUCAAAACGUUAUGCUAGCCCUGACGAAGUCAUGUUUUGUGCAGACAGCAAACAGAGUAUGUAUUGUCAUCUUCUUUGUGCUCUUGUCCGGAGAGAGGAGGUUGUGAGUGUUUCUGUUCCCUUUGCUUCUGCGUUAGUCCAAGCGAUCAAAUUUCUUGAAACCCACUGGAAAGAGUUGUGUAAUAAUAUAAGAUCUGGUCAUGUCAGCGAGUGGAUCACUGACCUUGGUUGCAGAGAAUCUGUCUCUGCCAUACUUGGAGGAUCUAAUCAAGAAUUGGCAGAUCUGAUUGAACAUGAGUGCAGCCAGAAGUCAUGGGAAGGUAUCAUCACACGGCUAUGGCCUAACGUCAAAUCCAUUCAAUGCAUAGUUACGGGACAAAUGAGUCAAUACAUUCCAACAUUGGAGUUUUACUCCAACAAGUUGCCUCUCAUCUCUUUGAGUUAUUCGUCUUCUGAAACAUUUUUUGGGGUGAAUGUGAAUCCUUUAUGCAAGCCACAAGAUGUGUCCUACACAUUUCUUCCCAAUUUGUCCUACUUCGAGUUUCAACCUGUUGAUUCAAGAAACAAUGAUGAAAUUCUUGAUCUUGUUAACGUCAAGUUAGGGUGCUUCUAUGAGGUCUUGGUCACAAAUCGUUUUGGCUUAUACAGAUACAGAAUGGGAGAUAUUUUACAAGUGACUGGAUUUUAUAAUGCUGCGCCUCAAUUCAGAUUUGUAAGUAGAAAAAAUAUUGUUCUAAGCAUUCAAAUGGAGGCAACAACUGAAGAAGAUGUUGUAAUGGCGUUGAACCAUGCGAGACUCGUUCUUGAGUCUUCAGGUUUAGUGUUGAUGGGCUUCACAUGCUAUUCAAAUGUCUCCUCUGUCCCAGGUCAUUAUGUUCUUUACUGGGAGCUUAAAACCAAAACCCCUAAUGGCAUUGUUAAGCUUGAUAACAAGGUAAUGGUGGAAUGUUGCCGUGUAGUGGAAGAAUCAUUUAACGUUAUCUAUAAAAAAUUUAGGAGUAAAAGUGACUCCAUCGGCGCUUUAGAGAUAAGAGUGGUGCAACAAGGAACGUUUGAUUCUCUUAUGGAAUAUUUCGUCUCCAAUGGUGCUUCUCCCUCUCAGUACAAGACACCUCUAAGCGUAAACUCUCCAGAAGUUUUAGCAAUUCUUGAAGAAAAAUGUGUUGCUCGUUUUUUCAGCGACAAAAUCCCUCCUAUCCUUGUUGACGAGGGGAAUAAUGAUGGAUCACAAGAUGCUGCAAACCGGAGAAAAUCAAACUAA